This is a messenger RNA of Eublepharis macularius, 2886 nucleotides long. Its product is annotated as gastrula zinc finger protein XlCGF8.2DB-like. The coding region runs from base 1500 to 2657 and encodes 385 amino acids. The transcript is spliced from 5 exons. Gene Ontology annotation, molecular function: RNA polymerase II cis-regulatory region sequence-specific DNA binding; DNA-binding transcription repressor activity, RNA polymerase II-specific. Lineage: Eukaryota; Metazoa; Chordata; Lepidosauria; Squamata; Eublepharidae. Gene Ontology annotation, biological process: negative regulation of transcription by RNA polymerase II. The record is from RefSeq and is a predicted model, not a curated record.
UCUUUUCUGACAGCUUGGGGGGAAUCUGUGGGUGAAUCAGGGAAGGCGAAAGGCCGGCAGGAAGACCUGUCGAGAUCUGUGGGUGGCAGUAUUGGGGAAAGAUCAGCUGCCGCUUUUGCUUUCCUCACAAGGCUCUGGUACUUUUAACAGCGCUGCAACAGGUGCUGUUUCCCGCCCGCAGUUAUGCAGGAAUGUUUAGUGGUUGAAUAUCUGCCUGCCAGCCAGUUACUAAACGCGCCCCCCCCCACCACCAAAAAAUGACAACGGAGAGGAGAGAGGAACUAAUUCCCUCUUCAGAUACGGUUUUUGACUAAGGGAUCUUUGAAAACUGACUGGGAAAUUAUAGUUGUUAAUUUUUUUAAUAGAGGUCCCGACUUUGAAAUGUAAAGCAACCAUAACUGCUGCCCACCUGGAAGAUCUAUUUUUCCAGUUCAGGAGUUGUAUGGAAACUGGCUACAGCUGUGUGGAUAUAAAGGGACUCUGCACAUGCUCAGAAGCACUUUCCUAUUACUGCACAAAUUCCAGGUAGAACAUUUUUUUCCUGCUUUGAGGGAAUAAAUGGAUUAGAUAAAUAGUUCCGUUCCAGGUCUGUGAAGAUGCCAGGGUAAUAUCUAUAGUGGUCUUCUGCUCUGGGAGGAUUAAGUGGAGGGAGACACACACAACUUUCCAGUACUGCAAAACUCAGGCUUUUUUAUUCUAGCCCCUAUUUGCAAGUGUGGUGGUGGUUAGAGUGCCAGACUAGGAUCUGGGAGACUCAGGUUCAAAUCCCAACUCUGCUGUGGAAAAAUAAGAACCAAAAAAUUGCUCUGCUAGAUCAGACUUGCGGUCCAUCUAGUUCAGCAUCCUGUCUCACAAAAUGGCCAACUGGUUACAUUGGAGAACCAACGAAAAGGACAUCGAGGCUGAGGCCUUCCCCUGAAGUGGCCUCCUCGCACUGGUAUUUGGAUGUGUACUGCUUUUGAAUGGGGAGGUUCCCUUUAGUCAGGACUGCUGGGUUACUCUGGGCCAUUCAUGCACUCUCGGCCAGAGCUGCCUCACAGGAAGGUUGUGAGGAUAAAACGGGAGAGGAGAACUACGUAAGCUGCUUUGGGUCCCCCCCACUGGAGAGAAAGGUAGGGUAUAAAUGAAGUAAUUAAAUACAUUUCUAUGCUCUCUCUACAGAGAUCUAUUCAGGGCAGCUGUUCUCUGGGAUUUGUAUUAAAAGCUCCAAUGUUGAAGUGCUGGCCAUUCCAGUUUUAUCAGCUGUCUUAUCUGAGUUAGUGUUUCUUUGGCACUUCCCUUCCUGCAGAACUUUCUCACAGUGUAGGCUACUGCCCAGACUGAAACAGUGCCAGUUUAGAAUGACUAUAUAUUUCUGGUUUUGUGGCAUCAAAGAUCAGGGUCAUUAAACUGAUUAAAGUUCUUCUGGAAUCCACCUCAUUGUGCCGUUUGCUUUCACAGGGAGUAGAUGGUCAUCCAGACCUCAUUUUGGAUUGUCUCUUUCUCCUGGCCAAAAGGAAAUGCCGGUGCUGGAACCAAUGAGGGUGCAGACACCUUUUGAAGAAGUGGCUGUUUAUUUCACACAGAGCGAAUGGGCUCUUCUGCAACCUAAACAAAAAGCCUUUUACAGGGAAGUCAUGCUGGAAAAUUAUGAAAUUAUCAUUUCACUUGGAUUUAUAUUUCCCAAACCCGGGUUGAUCUCUCAAUUGGAAAAGGGGAAAGAAGUGUGGUCAACCAAUGUCCAAGUUCUGCAGGAAGGGAAAUGCCAGAGAGACACAAGCUCAGCUAAGAAAGGAAAUGGUUCCGACAGAGUAAUGAGCAUGAAGCAGAAAGUGAAUCUCCAACAAGGAAGCCCAUUUCCAGCAAGACAAAGGGACAGGGUGGGCCAAGCAGCUGCUUCUCUGCAGCCUGAAGUAUGUGAGACAAGAUAUGGAUUGAGGAAGGAGCAGGAAAAGCAGCAGUGGGAGACGCAGGAUAUGCUUGCUUGCAAUGGAUGUAUACCAAGUGCGAGGAAAACCAAAGUCAAUAAGGGAGAGCAACGUUUCUCUUGUCCUGAGUGUGGCAGAAUUUUUUCUUUAAAAGCACGUCUUGUCAGGCACCUGGGGACCCACACAGGAGAGACUCCCUACAAAUGCCUCCGUUGUGGGAGAAGCUUCUUAGCCCUCUCAAACCUCAUUAGGCACCACAGGGUCCACAACGGAGAGAAACCGUUCCCAUGCCUAGAAUGCGGAAGGCAGUUCAGCGAGAAAAGAAACCUCGAGAGGCACAGACUGAUCCACACUGGAGAGAAACCCUUUGAGUGCCUUCAGUGUAAGAAGCGGUUCCGAGAAAAGGCCAAGCUUCUUCGGCACCAGCGGAUCCACACGGGUGAGAAACCUUACGAGUGUCUGGAGUGCGGACAAAGGUUCAGACACAGAGAGAGCCUGAUUGUACACUGGAGAUUGCACACGGGAGAGAAACCCUAUGAAUGCACCGAGUGCGGGGGCAGGUUUCCCAGCAGUUCGAACCUCCUUCAACAUAAGUGGACACAUCAUAAAAAACCUUACCAAUGCUCUCAGUGUAUGCAACAGUUUACAAAGAAACUGGACUUGUGCAAACAUCAGAGACGCCACAUGGGUGAUGGGAUGAUGGGAGAAAACAAGGAAGAGGGAAAACAGCACUGCCUUAUGGAGUGGUAGUGGUUCCAGUACAGAUCUGAGAUUACCAUAUAUCAGAGAAGCCCCAAGGACUUUGGAGCAGCCAAAGGCUCAAACCAAGAUGGUCUAAAUUCCUGAGGGAAAGCCAUAUUUCUGUGAUUCCAUGGUUGGAAAGCCUGUGGUUGAGGAGUAUCAGUUUAAGACAGCUGAUACUUCACAUCCUUGGCCUGUGUAGUUGUAAAAUAGUAAAGAGUCCAGUAGCAUCUUUAAG